AUUUACAAGAAUUUUCUUGCCAAAUUUGUUUUUUUAAAUAAAACUUUUAAGGAAUUGUUGGAAUGUUAUUCCUGAAAGUUUUGUAAAUUUUCAGAAAUUUGGGGAAUUUUUUGCUGAAUUUUUGGAUUUUGUUUUAGCCAAGAAAAUAUUUUUGUGUUACCGUAAAUGAGGAUAACAGGAGGGUUAAGAAGUAGAGGGUGUUGAUAGAUCCUCCAACACACUAGGGGGCGGUAGUAAUUUUGAUAUCCGUGGCACUGGCAACAACGCUGCAAUAACAACACCCGACCGCUAGGUGUCGCGCAUGCGCAAAUAAGUGCUUCUCAGAGUCGAAAUGGACAAAUUUGACGAGGAGCGACUAGAGGUGCCGUUUGGGACAAAGUCUCUGGAUGCCGCCUUGUGUGUCCCUGCCUCAGUGACAGAUGUCCACACAGCCGUCAUCCUCACACAUGGAGCUGGAGGAGAUAUGAACUUCAAACAUCUGCUCUCUCUGGCUCACAGUCUGGCAUCUAAUGGCUUCAUCUGCCUCCGUUUUACCUGCAAAGGUUUAAACUUGAGUUACAGAGUCAAGGCUUACUGUGCUGUGUGGGACUACUUGAAGUCACUCCAGAAGUUUACAAUCAAACACAUGUUUUUUGGAGGCAGGUCGAUGGGAUGUCGUGCAGCUGUGGCUGUGGCUCGACAGUUGAGCAAUGAAUCCGAGGAUCCAGUUCAGGGCGUCAUCUGCCUUUCUUUCCCCUUGCACCCACCGGGACAAACAAGCACCCAUCGCCAACGCAGUGAAGAUCUCAGGAAACUCCCCGAGCACAUGCGUGUGCUGUUCGUGUCCGGCACUGAGGACAACAUGUGUGACAGGGUCCUUUUUAACAAGGUGGUUAAAGAAAUAAAAGCUCAAGUGGAAGUUUUCUGGCUACAAGGAGGCAACCAUGGACUGACAGUGAAAGAAAGAGCUGAGGACUCUGUGCUGGAUGAAGUGAACUCAAAAGUCAUCGCCUGGAUCAACGCUGACGUUUAUAUUUACAUGAACGCGAUUGGCUGGUUCACUUCCGCAUGUUUCGGUGCAGCGAAGUAUGGCAGCAGAACCGUGGAACAGGGUAAACAUUCCCUUUCCAAGUGCCGUUUCCAGCGUCCGUAUACAUUUUCCUUCUGCUACAGGUUUUCGUGUUCAAGGAUUGCUGGUGGCAAACGGGACGGUUCUUCAACUAAUCCGCAGUGAAAUUCUUCAAACGGAGGUACGAGUUCUGUAUGAGCUGCUGUACAUCCUGAACAACAGCUACAGAGGCAACAAGACGUUCAAGGCCUUACAGCAGGUUGAACAAUGUGUAAACAGGCUGAAGAACAUGAAGCUCGACGUUGCCCUGCAGGACCUGGCUGAUCUGUGCCCAAAUAAGGUUCAAAGAAAACUGAGCC
Molecule: messenger RNA, 1407 nt
Organism: Acanthochromis polyacanthus (spiny chromis)
Lineage: Eukaryota; Metazoa; Chordata; Actinopteri; Pomacentridae
Gene: tex30
Product: testis expressed 30
Exons: 9
Coding region: 332-1213 (293 amino acids)
Source: RefSeq, a predicted model, not a curated record